Messenger RNA from Fusarium odoratissimum NRRL 54006, 489 nucleotides. RefSeq lists its product as uncharacterized. The record is from RefSeq and is a predicted model, not a curated record. NCBI's taxonomy places the organism in Eukaryota, Fungi, Ascomycota, Sordariomycetes, Hypocreales, Nectriaceae. The coding region runs from base 190 to 318 and encodes 42 amino acids. The transcript has 2 exons.
CUGCCAAGGCAGCGAUUGGACUGGGCUUGUUAUGCCAACGAGAUAUCGUAUAAAGUUGAUCUGCAACCCCCCAACACCUUAUUUUCCUCGUAAACAAGCUUCUUUCAACGACAUCUCUUCAACUUCAACACAAAGAUAACCUACACUUUCAAACUUGCACAACAAACAAACAAACAAACAAACAACAUCAUGGGUCUUUUCUGGUCAAAGGGAGUCGGUGGUCGCCAUUUCGGCACCAGUGUUCAUGUUGACAAGCAUGGCGUCCGACGGGGCCCUUGGCGAUUCUCUCUCGGAAAGUUCAGCUGCUUCCGUCGCUAAGUAGUUAGUCGCUUGGCUGCACCUAAGCAAUCUUCUGACGGAACAACAAACGUCUUGACGGCGCUGGAACGAUGACACGACAAUAAUGGAUUCUUAGGAGUUUUGGGUCGGAUGAGGGAUAAGUAUUAGAUUAUUCCUCCUAAUACAACUUGACUUUUCACAAAAUUGAUC